AUGGCUUCCCGCAGCAGCUUCUCUGUGGCGUGUGCUGUCGCAGUGAUGGCGUUUGCCAUUUUGGCCACGGCGAGCAAUGCGCAGCCGCUGGACCCUCAUUUCUACGACAAGUUGUGCCCGGCGGCGCUCCCCGCCAUCAGGAAGGUCGUUGAGGAGGCCGUAGCGGUGGAGCCGCGCAUGGGUGCCUCGCUCCUGCGCCUGCACUUCCACGACUGCUUCGUCAACGGGUGUGAUGGGUCCAUCCUGCUUGACGACACGCCCUUCUUCACAGGCGAGAAGAAGGCCGCGCCCAACGUGAACUCCGUUCGCGGCUUCGACGUGAUCGAUCGCAUCAAGGACGCCGUCAACGCCGCGUGCAGGGGAAACGUGGUGUCCUGCGCCGACGUCGUGGCCGUCGCAGCACGUGACUCUGUCGUCGCGCUGGGAGGGCCGUCGUACGACGUGCUUCUGGGCCGGAGGGACGCGCGGGGGGCGAGCCAGGCGGCGGCGAACAACAGCAUCCCGGCGCCGACCUUCGACCUCGACCGCCUCGUCUCCAACUUCGCCUCGCACGGCCUCACUGUGCAGGACCUGGUCGUGCUCUCCGGCGGCCACACGCUGGGCUUCUCCCGCUGCACCAACUUCCGCGACCGCCUGUACAACGAGACAGCCACACUGGACGCCUCCCUCGCCGCGCAGCUCAGGGGCCCCUGCCCGCUCGCCGGCGGCGACGACAACCUCGCGCCGCUUGACCCGACGCCAGCGCGGUUCGACGGCGGGUACUACGGCUCGUUGCUGCGCAGCAGGGGGCUGCUGCACUCGGACCAGCAGCUGUUCGCUGGCGGUCUCGGCCCCACGGACGCGCUCGUUAGGUUCUAUGGCGCCGACCCGGAGGCGUUCAGGAGGGACUUCGCGGAGGCCAUGGUGAGGAUGGGCGGCCUCAGCCCGCUCACCGGGAGCAGCGGCGAGAUUCGCGCUAACUGCAGGAAAGUGAACUACUACUAG
This is a messenger RNA of Triticum turgidum subsp. durum (durum wheat), 984 nucleotides long. The record is from the annotation of a GenBank genome assembly. NCBI's taxonomy places the organism in Eukaryota, Viridiplantae, Streptophyta, Magnoliopsida, Poales, Poaceae.